This is a messenger RNA of Osmerus eperlanus (European smelt), 2457 nucleotides long. RefSeq lists its product as uncharacterized. Lineage: Eukaryota; Metazoa; Chordata; Actinopteri; Osmeriformes; Osmeridae. The transcript has 12 exons. The coding region runs from base 349 to 1377 and encodes 342 amino acids. The record is from RefSeq and is a predicted model, not a curated record.
UUUAGUACGGUGGCCGAGAGGGGCAAACCAACAUUACAAAAUCUGAAACACUUUUACAAAGCUUGAGACAAAUUUACAUUUUGGAAAACAUUUUUACAUAUCAUAAAACAAAAUUACAUUACCAAAACACAUUACCAAGUCCCGAAACAAAUUUACAUUUCAGAAAACAAAUUAACUAGACGCGAAACACUUUUACAAGUCCCGAAACAAAUUUACAAGUGGCGAAACAAAUUUACAAACGACAUUAGCCGGAAAGGGAAUGUACCAAUUCCAAAGUUGACGCGGAAGUGAUAACGGAAGCGCUCAAUUUGAGUUGAUGGCGGUUGAUGGAGUUCAUGGUGACCCAAAAUGGACAGCGAUAGAGUGGUGUUUUGCCCGUUUUGUGGCAAACAUAUGAGCCAAUUAACUAGAUUUUGUUUUUCGUGUGGUCGGUCUUUGGAGUUUUUAAAUGGCGCAGACCAGACAGAAGGACCAAACACACAGGGGACAUCUCAACAGCCGGAUAAUGCUAAACAAACAGAAAAACCUUGCACAUCAUACAAACAGUUCAUGGAGUACAGAAGUGCAAAGUCCAAAGAGCGUCAGUCUUUUAACUACGGGCCGAGAGGAAGACAUCGGGCUAAAGAACGAAAACACGUCCAGAUAAACAUUGGAUUGAUGGUGCCAAAUGGAACUGAUUUAAAACCUCUAAGAGGGAAAACGCUCCCGUUAUUUGUAGACCCAGAGGUAGCAGCACCUGAUGUACUGAAACAAGCUGUCCAGAAAAUGAAAACAUUUAACAAGGACAUGCCAGAAGGACCGUACAUCCUUUUGUAUCCAGACUGCUCAGAGGUGGUCCAUGUGCCUGGAUCAGAAAGGCCAUUCAAAUUGGCAGAAUAUAAAAAGGAACUAGGAAGGCCAUAUUGCAGGAUCACAUUUUUCAUUUGCCUAGAAACACAUUUUAAAGGAGGAGCAACGGAUAAUACUUCAGACUCUGAUUCUGAAAUUGUCAUCGCAUCAAGGAGCACAGCUGAAUUCAAUCGAGCUGACACAGUGGUUUUUGAACCACAAAACCGAAGUACUCCCAAACUCAAACCUAAAGAUGAAAGAGAUGCACCGGGACAUUCAGCAACAAUUCGGCCUGGACAGAUAGUAAUAUCUGAUGCUGAGGAUAUGGAUCCAUCUGAAACAAAUCCAGACAAGACUUGCUACAGUAAAUACACGGACCUGUAUGCACCAGGUGUUGAGGAAGAGGAUGAGGAGCUGGUUGCAGUCAAUGUGGAGAAUUUCCAACACACGGCAGUGGAGGAGAUGGACAUUACACUACCUGACAUUGUAGCAAACCUGGCACUUCCUAUUGAUCACAAGAGUCAGCAGGUUCAACAUCUCAAGGGCUAAUGUUUGGGAUGGAGCCGUCAGAGGUUUCAAGCGUACAACAUAUUCUGAAACCUGUGACAUGCUGGUCAGAUUUACUGAUGAUGCUGGUAUUUUUGAGGAGGGAAUUGACACUGGUGGUCCAAGACGAGAAUUUUUAUCUCUGCUAAUGAAACACCUGAAAGACCGGCCCAUUUUUGAUGGACCAGAAGGACAUCGGUUCUUGGUCUACAAUGCAAAUGAUUGAGAAUGCUGCUUCAUUGGAUGCUCUGCAAGAAUGUAUCAUGAGACACAGCACAAUGUUACAGACAGCAGGCUGUCUGAGACAUGUGGCUGCUGUGGAAGAAAAGAAAGAAAUUGUGGCAGACUACCUCCAGUGGUAUAUUAUUGACCGCAACUCAUCUGUAAUUGACAGAUUCAAAGAUGGUCUUUCAGCCCUUCAGUUUCUGACUACACUACAGCAACACCCUACUUUGCUGACCCCUGUCCUGUGCCACUUUGAAAAGCGACUCACUGGCUUUGAGCUCGAAAAACUCUUCAAACCUGACCUCAGCCCUUCAGGGAGUAAUAGGAGACUAAAAGAAAGUCAAACUGUGGCCUACUGGGCAGACUAUCUCCUUGACUGUGAAGAAGGCGCGGCUGCUGUGUCUGUGGAGGACGUUUUGAUGUUUGCAACUGGGCUGACAUCACUUCCCCCAUCUGGCUUGCAACCAUUGCCACAAAUAGAGUUCCUGGAUGACUCCCCAUUCCCAAUGGCAAAUACAUGUUCAAACUUGUUGAAAUUACCACUCCUGGACACAUAUAGUGUGUUUAAAUCACAAAUGGACUUUGGAAUUCAAAAUAGUCCAGGAUUUGGCUGUCUAUAAGCCCUAUGACUGGAAACCCCUAGAGCUCUGACUCUAAAAAUGUUGUUUCUUUGUUGCUGUUAUAGUUGCAUUUGUUAAGGAGGCUUUUAUAAUGUAAGGGUAUGUGAGCAUUCUCAGUUAGCAUUUUGACAAUUGUUUUAGAUUGUGAUCCAUGACCCAUUAUUUUUAUUCCCACUUUGAAAUAUUGAAGCUGUGGAUGACACAUUAAGACACUUUGUGUACAUGUUCCACCACCGUU